AUGACUGCUGACGUUGAUGAGACUUUUUCGAGUCAUGUCAGCUUCGUCACAGAUGCUACCAGCUUAAGUGAUGGCUCUCUGCGAAAUGCACUCAAAGGCAUUGAUCCAGCCGGCGGUCUCAUCCGUCAUCCGCCAAAACCGCACGAACUGGACACUGAGCUUACAAAGGAUUCGCAGCUUUUCCUAACCAUCCACAUGGGAGCUGCCGUUGUGGAUGAGGACAACUGGUGCCUUCUCGUAGACGGAUUGGUGGAAAGAGCGUUCACAGUGUCUUUGACCCAGCUGAAAAGCAUGCCCCAGGCCACCAUAACUUCUUUCCAUGAAUGUUAUGGAAGCCCUAUUGCACCUCCGGUUCACGCUCUGUGGAGAAUUGGGAAUGUCAGGUGGACCGGAGUCCGUCUGGCAGAUUUACUCAGGGUGGCCAAACCAAAGGCCGAAGUCACCCACGUCUGGUCACGAGGAUUGGAAUCGGGAUCGUUUGCUGGCGUGUCGGCCGAUCAUUAUGAGAAAGAUCUCAUCAUAGAGAAAGCAUUUAGUCCCGAAGUGUUGAUUGCAUAUGAAAUGAAUGGUGAGCCGUUGAGCAAGAAUCGAGGGGGACCGGUGAGGCUGGUCGUUCCUGGCUGGUUCGGGACAAACUCGACGAAGUGGAUAUGUCGGCUCACAUUACAGGAUCACCGGGCAGUUGGUCCUUUCACCACUAAAUUCUAUAAUGAGAUUGAUCCAACAGAUCCCAUUGGACAGACAACAAGGCCUGUCUGGAUGGUCGAGCCAAAUUCUAUGAUCGUCAGACCAAGGCCGAAUGAAGUCUUGCCAGGACCAGUGAUUGAAAUCUGGGGAAGAGCCUGGGGAUGUGAGGAAAUCACCCAAGUUGUUAUCAGUGUCGACGGAGGUGACACUUGGCUUCCAGCCGAGGCUACCAGUGUAUUACCACGACAUGAAUUUGAGUGGCAGCUGUUUCGAUCGAAGGUGCUAAUUCAGCAACCCGGCAAGUACAGGCUAGUGGCAAAAGCAACCGACGUGACUGGGGUCUCUCAGCCAUUGAUCGGGCGGAGAAAUCAUGUGCACACUGUAGAAAUCGAGAUUAGUUAG
Molecule: messenger RNA, 1089 nt
Organism: Rhinocladiella mackenziei CBS 650.93
Lineage: Eukaryota; Fungi; Ascomycota; Eurotiomycetes; Chaetothyriales; Herpotrichiellaceae
Exons: 1
Coding region: 1-1089 (362 amino acids)
Cellular component (GO): mitochondrion
Molecular function (GO): molybdenum ion binding; oxidoreductase activity
Source: RefSeq, a predicted model, not a curated record